This is a messenger RNA of Castor canadensis (American beaver), 9802 nucleotides long. It is a transcript of the gene Tet2, whose product is annotated as tet methylcytosine dioxygenase 2. The record is from RefSeq and is a predicted model, not a curated record. Gene Ontology annotation, molecular function: DNA 5-methylcytosine dioxygenase activity. Lineage: Eukaryota; Metazoa; Chordata; Mammalia; Rodentia; Castoridae. Gene Ontology annotation, cellular component: nucleus. Gene Ontology annotation, biological process: positive regulation of transcription by RNA polymerase II; chromosomal 5-methylcytosine DNA demethylation, oxidation pathway; myeloid cell differentiation.
GCGGAGGAGCAGAGCCGGCGGCAGUGGCAGCGCCGAGAGCCCGGGCGGCCCCCGCCGCCUCCUCGCGAGCCAGCGAGCGAGCGCCGCGCGCCCAGGCCCGGCUCGCAUGCGAGUCACGUCCGCCCCCUCGGCGCGGCCGCCCCGAGACGCCGGCCCAGCCGAGUGAUGAGAACAGACGUCAAACUGCCUUAUGAAUAUUGAUGCGGAGGCUAGGCUGCUUUCGUAGAGAAGCAGAAGGAAGCAAGAUGGCUGCCCUUUAGGAUUUGUUAGAAAGGAGACCCGACUGCAACUGCUGGAUUGCUGCAAGGCUGAGGGACGAGAACGAGGCUGGCAACCAUUCAGCAGCACUCCCUCCCAAGAUUAUCUAUGUUCUCUUGCUCCUGUUGACACACCAUGCUUGAAAGCAGGAGAUGGGCACGUCAGUAGCCAACAGGACAUGAUCCAGGAGGAGCAGUGAGGGACAAAGCUGCUGAAUUCAUCCAAAGGGCAGCCUUGUGGAUGGCCCCGAAGCAAGCCUGAUGGAACAGGAUAGAACCAACCAUGUUGAGGGCAACAGACUAAGUCCAUUCCUGAUACCAUCACCUUCUCCCAUCUGCCAGACAGAAUCUCUGGCUAUCAAGCUCCAGAAUGGAAGCCCAAUAACUGAGACACCUCAUCCAGAAAUAAAUGGAGAUACCAAGUGGCAGUCUUUCAAACGCUAUUAUGGAAUACCCCAUAUGAAGGGUAGCCAGAGUAGUUGUGUGAGUCCAGACUUUAUUCAAGAAGGCAGAGGGUAUUCCAAGUGUUUCCAAAAUGGAAGUAUAAAACGCACAGUUAGUGAACCAUCUCUGUCUGGGCUCCAACAUAACAAGAGAUUAAAACUGGACCAAACAGCUAAUGGAGAAGGAAAUAACUUCGGGGAAAGCCAAGAAAGAAAUCCAGGCGAAAGCAGCAGCCAGCCAAGUGUCUCCGAUUUGAGUGAUAAGAGAGAAUCUGUGAGCUCUGCAGUCCAAGAAAAUGCAGUUAAAGAUUUCACCAGUUUACCAACACUUAACUGCAACGGAGCUGAAAAUCCAGAGCUUCAGAUUCAGAAUGAGCAGGAGGGGGAAAAUGCUAACUACCAUGAGAAAAACAUUGUAUUGCUUCUUAAAAACCAGGCAGUGCUAAUGUCUAAUGGUGCUACAGUUUCUGCCUCUUCCAUGGAAAACACACAUGGUGAACUUCUGGAAAAAACACUGUCUCAAUAUUAUCCAGAUUGUGUUUCCAUUGCAGUGCAGAAAACCACAUCUCACAUUAACGCCAUUACCAGUCAGGCUACUAAUGAGUUGUCCUGUGAGAUCACUCAUCCAUCGCAUACCUCAGGGCAGAUCAAUUCCCCACAGACCUCGAUCCCUGAGCUGCCCCCAGAGCCAGAUGCAAGGGUGACUGAGGCCUGUGGCACUGAUAAUGCCAGUAAACCAGUUGCAGUGCUAGAUACCUGUCUCUUCCCGAAACCGGAACACCAUCAACAAAAAUCAGUUUUUGAGAUAUGCCCAUCUCCUGCAGAAAACAGUAACAUCCAAGGAAACACAAAGCUCAUAGUUAAUGAAGAAUUCUGUUCAGGUUCCAGCAGCAAUUUACAAGCUCCUAGUGGCAGCUCUGAACAGUAUUUAAAGCAAAAUGAAAUGAAUGGUGCUUACUUCAAGCAAAGCUCAGUGUUCACUAAGGAUUCCUUUUCUACCACUACUACACCACCACCAUCACGACUGCUUCUUUCUCCCCCUCGUCUUUCUUCUCCUCUUCCUCAGCUUCCUUCAGAAAGAAAAAACACUCUGAAUGAUGAUGUUUUGGAAGAACACCAUCACUAUCCCAACCAAAGUAACAUAACCCUUUUAAGGGAAGUGAAAAUAGAAGGCCAACUUGAGGCAGCAACAUCUCAGAGUGCUAAUCCAUCUGUACACCUAUCCAACCCUUCCAUGAUGCUUCCAGAAGGGUCUCGGAAUAAUUGUGUUAAUAAGAAUGGCAUACGGACACCAGGGACUAUAACUGUUCCAAUGUGUUCAGAAAAAACAAGAAUGUCAGAACAUCUCAAACACAACCCACCAAAUUUUGGUAGCCGUGGAGAUUUACAGGACCACCGCCAACAGUUGAUGGGACACAAAGAGCAAGAGAUUGUGAAGGAUCAAGACAAGGAACAAAUGCGAGAUCAUGUGCUCCCAACACAGCACUAUCUGAAACCAGGAUGGAUUGAAUUGAAGGCUCCUCAUUUUCAUCAAGCAGAAUCUCAUCCAAAAUGUAAUGAGGCAUCACUGCGAUCAGUUCUUCAGUAUCAGUCCAACGCUUCUAAUCAAAUGACCUCCAAACAAUACACUGGAAAUUCCAAUAUGGGUGGAGUACUCCCCAGGCAAGUUUAUAUUCACAAAACAAUGCGGCCAGAGCAGAAGUCACAAAUGUACCAAGUUGAAAAGAGUCAAGGGCAGUCUCAAGGUUUGGCGGACCAACACCUCCAGUUCCCAAAACUCUCACACCAGGUGCAUGUUUCCAAGACAGACCCUUCACCUGAAGCUCACAUACAGGCACUGUGUGCCCCUAGAUUUCAUUUUCAACAGAGAGCAGAUCCCCAAACCGAAAAACUCAUAUCCCCAUUGUUAAAACAGCACUUAAAUCAACAGGCUUCAGACACUGAGCCAUUCUCAAACUCACAUCUUUUGCAACGUAAGCCUCAUAAACAGGCAGCACUAACACAGUCAUCCCAGAAUUCACAUUUCCCUCAAAACCAGCAGCAGCAAAAUUUACAAAUGAAGAAUAAAGAUCAAAUGCUUCAGACUUUUCCUCAUCCCCAAGGCAACAAUGAUCGGCAAAGAGAAGGAUCAUUUUUUGGCCAGAUUAAAGUGGAAGAAAGUUUUAGUAGUGAAAAUCAGUAUUCAAAAUCAAGUGAGUUCCAAACUCAUAAUAACCAAAUGAGACUGGAGCAAGUACAGAAUAUGAAUCGUAGAAACUCCCCUUAUGGUCAGAUCUUGAAAUCAAGUGCAAGCAGAGUACAGAUUUCCUGUUCAAAUGAUACACACCUAGUUCCUGAGAAUAAAGAACAAACUAUACAUUCUAAACUCUUUGCAGGAAACAAGACCCAAAACUUGCAUCAAAUGCAAUAUUUUCCAAAUAAUGUGACCCCAAAGCAAGAAGUUCUUCACAGGUGCUUUCAAGAACAAGAGCAGAAUCUUCAACAAGCUUCUGUUCUACAGGGAUAUAAAAGCAGAAACCAAGAUACAUCUGGACAAGCUGUACAACUAGCUCAGCAAAGGUACUUGAUGCAUAGCCAAGCAGAGGCAUUCCCUGUGCCUGAUCAGGGAGGAAGUCACAUUCAGACCCCUCUCCCAAAGGAAAUUCAAAAGCAUGCUGCUCUAAGGUGGCACCUCUUACACAAGCAAGAACAGCAGCAAACACAGCAACCGCAAACUGAAUCUUGCCACAGUCAGAUGCACAGGCCAAUUAAGAUUGAGCCUGGAUCCAAGCCCCAUGCUUGUAUGCGCCCCUCGUCUGUACCACAAGAAAACAAAAUGUGGAAAAAGAUAACAAAGCAAGAGAUUCCACCUCCAAGCUGUGAUAAUGUGCAGCAAAAGAGCAUCAUAGAGACCAUGGAGCAGCAUCUGAAGCAGUUUCAGGUCAAAUCACUAUUUGACCACAAGGCCCUUGCUCUCAAAUCACAGAAACAAGUAAAAGUGGAAAUGUCAGGGCCAGUCACAGUUUUAACUACACAAAUCACUGGUGUAGAACUCAAUAACCACGCCCCAGCUUUAGAGCAUCAAGCAGCUACUUCAGAAAAGACACCAACCAAAAGAACAGCUGGUUCUGUUCUCAAUAAUUUUUUAGAGUCACCUUCCAAAUUACUAGAUACUCCUAUAAAAAAUUUAUUGGAUACACCUGUCAAGACUCAGUAUGAUUUCCCAUCAUGCAGAUGUGUAGAGCAAAUUAUUGAAAAAGAUGAAGGUCCUUUUUAUACCCAUCUAGGAGCAGGUCCUAAUGUGGCAACUAUUAGAGAAAUCAUGGAAGAAAGGUUUGGACAGAAGGGUAAAGCUAUUAGGAUUGAAAAAGUCAUCUAUACUGGUAAAGAAGGCAAAAGUUCUCAGGGAUGUCCUAUUGCUAAAUGGGUGAUUCGCAGACGCUGCACUGAGGAGAAGCUCCUGUGCUUGGUACGAGAGCGAGCCGGCCACACCUGUGAGGCUGCGGUGAUUGUGAUUCUCAUCCUGGUAUGGGAAGGGAUCCCACUAAUCCUGGCUGACAAACUCUACUCGGAGCUCACUGACACGCUGAGGAAAUACGGCACGCUCACUAAUCGCCGCUGUGCCCUGAACGAAGAGAGAACGUGUGCCUGUCAGGGGCUGGAUCCAGAGACCUGUGGUGCCUCCUUUUCUUUCGGUUGUUCGUGGAGCAUGUACUAUAAUGGAUGUAAGUUUGCCAGAAGCAAGGUCCCAAGAAAAUUUAAGCUGCUUGGGGAUGAUCCAAAAGAGGAAGAAAAACUCGAGUCUCAUUUGCAAAAUCUGUCCACUCUUAUUGCACCAAUGUACAAGAAACUUGCACCUGAUGCAUACAAUAAUCAGGUUGAAUAUGAACACAGAGCUCCAGAGUGUCGUCUGGGUCUAGAAGAAGGCCGUCCAUUCUCAGGCGUCACUGCGUGUUUGGAUUUCUGUGCUCAUGCCCAUAGAGACCUGCACAACAUGCAGAAUGGCAGCACACUGGUAUGCACACUUACAAGAGAAGACAAUCGAGAAAUUGGAGGAAAACCUGAGGAUGAGCAGCUCCACGUGUUGCCUUUGUACAAAAUCUCUGAUGUGGAUGAGUUUGGGAGUGUCGAAGCGCAGGAGGAGAAAAAGCGAAAGGGUGCCAUUCAGGUUCUGACGUCUUUUCGGCGGAAAGUCAGGAUGUUAGCAGAGCCGGUCAAGACCUGCCGACAAAGGAAACUAGAAGCCAAGAAAGCUGCAGCUGAAAAGCUUUCCUCUUUGGAGAACAGUUCAAGUAAGAAUGAAAAGGAAAAAUUGGCCUCAUCACGUACCAAACAGAUUGAAAAUAAUGCAAGCCAGGCAAAACAGUUAGCAGAACUUUUGAGGUUUUCUGGACCAGUCAUGCAGCAGUCCCAGCAGCUCCAACCUCAGCCACAGCAACUACAGAGGCAGCCCCAACAGCUCCAGCAACCUCCACCACCUCAGCAGCAACAGCAGCAGCCACAUCGCACCUUGCCUAAUAACCUUCAGGCAGAGUCUACAGCCUCUUACUCUUCUUCUGGAUCCACCAAUCCGUACAUGAGACGGCCCAAUCCGAUCAGUCCUUAUCCAAGCUCUUCACAUACUUCAGAUAUUUAUGGAGGUGCUAACCAUAUGAACCUGUAUUCCACAUCAGCUCAGGCUGCAGGUUCCUAUUUGAAUUCUUCUAAUCCCAUGAACUCCUACCCUGGGCUUUUAAAUCAGAAUAGUCAAUAUCCAUCAUAUCACUGCAAUGGAAAUGUGUCAGUGGACAACUGCUCUCCUUAUCUGGGUUCUUAUUCUCCCCAGUCUCAGCCCAUGGAUCUGUAUAGGUAUCCAAGCCAAGACCAUCUCUCUAAACUAAAUCUCCCGCCCAUCCACACACUUUACCAGCAGAGGUUUGGAAAUAGCCAGAGUUUUACAUCCAAGUACUUAGGUUAUGGAAACCAAAAUAUGCAGGGAGAUGCCUUCAGCAGUUGUACCAUUAGACCAAAUGUCCACCAUGUAGGGACAUUUCCUUCUUAUUCUACUCAUGAGAUGGAUGGCCAGUUCAUGGGAGCUGCCUCUAGAUUACCACCCAAUUUGAGCAAUCCAAGCAUAGACUAUAAAAAUGGUGAACAUCAUCCACCUGCUCACAUAGUCCAUAACUACAGCACAGCUGCAGGCAUGAUCAACAGCCCUCUCCACGCCUUGCAUCUCCAAAACAAGAAGAAUGACAUACUUUCCCACACAACUAAUGGGCUAUCUAAAAUGCUUCCAGGGCUUAACCAUGAUGGAAUUGCUUCUGUCCAAGGUGUACUACACAAAUUAAGUGAUGCUAACAAUCAGGAAAAGCAGCCUACGGCAAUAGUUCAGGGUGUGGCUUCUACUACAGAGGACAAUGAUGAGGUCUGGUCAGACAGUGAGCAGAGCUUUCUGGAUCCUGACAUUGGGGGAGUGGCUGUGGCUCCAACGCAUGGGUCACUUCUCAUUGAGUGUGCAAAGCGCGAGCUUCAUGCCACAACUCCCUUAUUAAAUCCCGAUAGGAAUCACCCCACCAGGAUCUCACUCGUCUUUUACCAGCACAAGAGCAUGAAUGAGCCAAAACAUGGCUUGGCUCUCUGGGAAGCCAAAAUGGCUGAAAAAGCCCGUGAGAAAGAGGAAGAGUGUGAAAAGUAUGGCCCAGACUAUGUGCCUCAGAGAUCUCAUGGCAAAAAAGUGAAACGAGAGCCCACUGAGCCACAUGAACCUGUCGAGCCCACCUACCUGCGUUUUAUCAAGUCCCUUGCCGGGAAGACCGCGUCUGUGACCACAGACUCCACAGUGACUACAUCUCCAUAUGCCUUCACUCGGGUCACAGGGCCUUACAACAGGUACAUAUGAUGUUCUUUUCUUGGUAACCUCAUUUGAACAGACCACCACCAACCUGUCAGUAGCAUAGCUCUUAUGAUGUGGGCAGUGGGGAAAGGUCACAGUAUUCAUGAUAGAUGCUGUGGGAAAAAUUUCUGCUCACCAGCAGAAAAGGAGGUUAUCUAUCUUACCAUAGCACUUAAUUUCCACUGAUUCCUCAAGUGGUCACAGAUGGCAUCCAAGAAAAAGACCAAAGCAUUCUAUGCAAAAAAGAAGGUGGGGAAGAAAUGUUCCACAAUUUACAUUUUCAAACACUGGUUCUAUUAUUGGAUGAGCUAAUAUGUAAAUGUGAUUUUUUUUCCCCUUAUGACUACAUAUCUGUGAUUACCUUUAGUAAUAUCAAGUUUGCGUAGUCAUGGAACACAAAUCAAAGAAGUACUGUAGUAUUACAGUUGCAGGAAUCUUAAUACCAUCUGGUGCUGAAUAUACUAUGUACUGAAAUACUGGAAUAUGGCUUUUUAACAUGCAGUUUUUACUGUAAUCGUAAUAUUAACUUAUUUAUCAAAAUAGCUUCAGAAAGCAUAAGUAAAUAGCAGCAAAACACUGAAUUUGUUUGGAUGUUCUACGAAAUGGUGCUAAGAAAAUGGUGUCUUUAAUAGUUGCAAAUUUAAUGCCUUUAUAUCAUCAAGAUGCUAUCAGUGUACUCCAGUGCCCUUGAAGAAGAGGGGUACCUUUUCAUUCAAGUUUUUAUCAUAAUUACCUGUUCUUACACAAACUUAGUUUUUAAAAUGUGGACAUUUUAAAGGCCUCUGGAUUUUGCUCAUCCAGUGAUGUCCUUGUAGGACAAUAAACGUAUAUAUGUACAUAUAUACACAUACAUUUGUAUAUGUGCACAUACAUGUAUAUGUAUAAAUAUUUUAAAUGUUGUUUUAGAAGCACUUUCUACCUAAGCUUUGGCGACUUGAACAAUGCUAAGGUACUGAGACGUUUAAAAAAAAGAAAAAGUUUACUUUCAUUUCAGGAUGAAAAGUUGAUUUUUUUUUUUUAAAGAAAAUAAGGAAAGCUUUUAAAACAUUUUUGCUUUUAGCCAUGCAUCUGCUGAUGAGGGAUGUGUUUAUUUUUAACACAGCCAGUUAAAUCCAAACUGAGGCUUCCUGGAUUCAAAGGAAUAUGUUAGUCCACAAAACACACAUCUUCUGGUGCUCAUCUCACAUGCUAUACUGUAAAACAGUUUUAUACAAAAUCAUAUGACAAGUUCAUUGCUCAAAUAUUACAGUUUUAAGAAUUUUCUGUUAGCUGCAGGUAAUUAGCCGCAUGCAACAGGCUCAGCAAAGCUUGCUCACUUAUGCCUAUUUUAUGGAUCUGUAUGCUUUUCAGAGAACUGACCAGCAGUCUGCCUUUGUGUUAUAAUUAUGUACAUUGUGAUGUUGUCAGUUCUGAGCUUAAGUGUCCUCCUUACCAGGAAGAUUGAGUGGACUGAUGCCUGCAGAAGAUGAAUAAACAGGGUUAGUUCAUGUGAAUCUGGUGGUUACAAAGAAAAAUAAAUAAAUAAAACAGGCAGCUGGUUUGCUGUGGUGGUUUUAAAUCAUUAAUUUGUAUAAAAAAGUGAAAGAGUUGUAUAGUAAAUUAAAUUGUAAACAAAACUUUUUUAAUGCAAUGCUUUAGUAUUUUAGUACUGUAAAAAUUUAAAUAUAUACAUAUGUAUGUGCUAUAUAUGAAUUGAAAGAGAAUUCACGUGAUGGUGCUAACUCAGCCAGCUAUGGAUAUAUCAUAAUGUGAGCUAAGAAUUCAUUAAAGGUUUGAGUGAUGUUUCUACUUGUCAUAUACCUCAACACUAGCUUGGCAAUAGGAUUUUGAACUGAGAGUGAAAGCUUAUAGCAUUGUGUGCCACCAUUUUUUCCAAGUCUUUUUUUUUAUUAUUAUUAUUAUUAAAAAAGCAUACCUUUUUUUUUUUCAAUACUUGAUUUCUUAACAAGUAUAACUUGAACUUCAACUUUUUGUUCUAAAAAUUCAGGGAUAUUUCAGCUCAAGUUCUCCUUAUGCCAACAUGUCACCUGUGUUUAUGUAAAAUUGUUGUAGGUUAAUAAGUACAUUCUUUUUUUUUUUCAGGGAUUUAACCCUUUUAUUUUGAAUCCCUCCUAUUUUACUUGUAUAUGUACUGAUGUAAGUAGCUAAAACUAAUUUUGUAAAUCUGUUGGCUCUUCAUUGUAAAGAAAAGCAUUUUAAAAGGUUUAGGACUCUUUUGACUGCUUCAAGAAAAAAAAAAUUACAUGAAAAUAGAAUGCACUGAGCUGAUAAAGGGAAAAGUGUGAGGCAGAAGUUUGACAAGUGGCUGUUGCCCAGAAGUCUUUUAACUCUGAAUAAAGCUUUUUUAAUACAGCAGUCAACACGGGUUCACAGUCCAUGAGGACUUCCUUAAGUAGACCUAACAUCUAGAGAUACAGAGUGCAAUCAGACUCAGCAAUUCCAUCUUAAUCUAAAUACAUAUUUGCUUACUAGCUUUUCAAAUGAAUUCUUAAUCCAUGGAGACUUUCGAUUUUAUUGGUCAAAUCUUCAUGAUUUUUGUUUUUUAAAUUUUUUUCUUUUUUUUUGCUGUGUCCAAUUUACAAGCAUUUUUAGAAUGUAUGCUUUGCAUACAAACCACAUGAUUUUAAUGUUUUACGUACCAUAAUAUCUAACCCAAAACAUUUGAUUACUUCAUGUGUAUUUGGUGAUUUUUGAGCCAGCCAUCCUUAAUGAAUAUUGGUUUCUGUGUCAUCCACUGUCAUUUGUCAAACUGCUUGCCAACAGGAACGGGAAUUGUGGUUUGGGGGACUGGGAAGGGGUUAGGUAGGAAGAGAGAAAAUUGAAUGGCAUAUUGUAAAUAUCAGAUCUAUAAUUGUAAAUAUCAGACCUGCCUCAGUUAGAAUGAAUAGAAAGCAGAUCUUAUAUAGGAAUAUCAGGUUGACUAUAUAGCCAUACUUGAAAAUGCUUCUGAGUGAUGUCAACUUACUUGAAUGAAUUUUCAUCUUGAUUGACGCACAGUGAUGUACAGUUCACUUCUAAAGCUAGUGGUUAACUUGUGUAGGAAAUUUUUGCAGUUUGACACUAAGAUAAUGAACUUCUGUGUGCAUUUUUCUAUGCUUUAUUUUUUUAACUUAGUUUCAUUUCAUUUUCAUGAGAUGUUUGGUUUGUUUAUAAAAUCUGAGGAUGGUUAUAAAUACUGUAAGUAUUGUAAUGUUAUGAAUGCAGGUUAUUUGAAAGCUGUUUAUUAUUAUAUCAUUCCUGAUAACGCUAUG